This is a messenger RNA of Synchiropus splendidus (mandarinfish), 1393 nucleotides long. RefSeq names its product mitochondrial trans-2-enoyl-CoA reductase (gene mecr). Gene Ontology annotation, biological process: fatty acid metabolic process. The transcript is spliced from 10 exons. The record is from RefSeq and is a predicted model, not a curated record. Gene Ontology annotation, molecular function: trans-2-enoyl-CoA reductase (NADPH) activity. Gene Ontology annotation, cellular component: mitochondrion. The coding region runs from base 112 to 1260 and encodes 382 amino acids. Lineage: Eukaryota; Metazoa; Chordata; Actinopteri; Syngnathiformes; Callionymidae.
UCCAAUAUGGCUGCCUAGACAGUAGCAUGUUAGCAAUGUCAAACGCAAAAUAGCGAGAUUCUGUUAAAACAGGCCUACUUGCUUUACGCUAACGUUCACGUAUAAGUUGCUAUGCUGUUGCCAUUACACAGAGCGUGUCUGAGGAGCCAAGCAGGCCGCAUCAGAAGUGGCGCUGCUGUGUAUGUGAAACUAUUCGGGCUUCGCGAUGCUAACGCGUGUCACUUCAGCCAGUCUGCAGGACUCUCGGCACAAACAUGCAAAGCUCUUCAGUACACAAACCACGGGGAUCCCACUCAAGUCGUCAAGCUGCAAGAUGUUGAUGUGCCUAAAGUCCGAGAAAAUGACGUUUUAGUUAAAAUCCUUGCUGCACCAGUCAAUCCCUCGGACAUAAACAUGAUCCAAGGGACUUAUGCUAUUCUACCCAGUCUUCCUGCUGUUGGCGGCAACGAAGGAGUUGCUGAGGUGACUGAGGUUGGCAGUCAGGUGAAGACACUCAAAAUAGGUGACUGGGUCAUUCCUAAAGAUGCUGGUCUUGGAACAUGGAGGACACAAGCUGUGCUUGCAGAGGACGAUCUCAUCUCUUUGCCCAAUGACAUUCCGUUGUUAGCAGCAGCUACCCUUGGGGUUAACCCUUGUACAGCCGUCAGGAUGCUCUCAGACUUUGAAGACCUCAUGCCUGGGGAUUCAGUCAUCCAAAACUCGGCCAACAGUGGAGUUGGUCAGGCUGUCAUUCAGAUUGCAGCAGCCAGAGGAAUAAAGACUAUCAACGUUGUCCGAGACAGACCAGAGUUCACGCAGCUGAGCGACAGGCUGAAGGCCAUGGGUGCCAGUCAUGUGAUCAGAGAAGAAGAACUUAGACGACCUGAAAUUAAGGAACUCUUUAAGAUUUGCCCCAAGCCCAAGCUGGCCUUGAAUGGAGUUGGAGGCAAAAGUGCAACAGAACUGCUGCGCCAUCUAAAGGUUGGAGGCUCCAUGGUGACAUACGGAGGGAUGUCCAAACAACCAGUCGCUGUCCCAGUGAGUGCUCUCAUCUUCAAGGAUGUAAAAAUUCGAGGGUUCUGGGUCACACAGUGGAAAAGAGAUCACUCUCACGAUGAAGGAGCAUUCCGGGCGAUGCUGGAUGAACUUUGCUCCCUCGUGCGUCAGGGAAAGCUAACUGCUCCUACGUGCACGGAGGUGCCGCUCCAGAAUUUCAGGAACGCUCUUGAUGCAGCCAUGCAGCCUUUUAUUUCUUCUAAACAAGUCUUGGUCAUGUCAUGAGCUUGAGUCCAAGUGCAUCACCGGCUGUGUUUUAAUGGCAUUUGAUCAGCCUUGCGAUAAAAGCAGGGAUUCUAUCAUGGGAAAAAUGCAUUUUUUUCAUGUCUUCAUACGCAUUGUAUAAUGUGUCCUGAUG